Molecule: messenger RNA, 2808 nt
Organism: Maniola jurtina (meadow brown)
Lineage: Eukaryota; Metazoa; Arthropoda; Insecta; Lepidoptera; Nymphalidae
Product: putative fatty acyl-CoA reductase CG5065
Exons: 13
Coding region: 255-1829 (524 amino acids)
Biological process (GO): long-chain fatty-acyl-CoA metabolic process
Cellular component (GO): peroxisome
Molecular function (GO): alcohol-forming very long-chain fatty acyl-CoA reductase (NADP+) activity
Source: RefSeq, a predicted model, not a curated record
AAUGCGGAAGAAAUUGCCAGUUUUGUUUCAGCUUUCGCGGGUGACGGACGUGAAUUUGUUUACUAAUAACAAAAUAAUAAUAAACGUCAAUUGUCACGUUUUGAUUAAUAAAAACAAACGUUUCACAGUUCAGUUUUUGCGAAGUCGACAAUUUGUAAUAUACCUAAAUUGGACUUUCAUAAUUUUUUUUUAUUUUGUUUUGGUGAUUGUCUAUUGUUUAUAUUAAGUGGUAUUAAUUGAGGUGAGAAAAUAAUAUGGUUGCGCGACCACGGUCGCCAUGCAGCGCUCUGCUGCCACAGUUCUACGCCGGGAGGGACAUCUUCAUCACUGGAGCCACUGGCUUCAUGGGCAAGGUGCUGAUAGAGAGGCUGCUGUCAACAUGUCCAGACGUCGGUCGCCUGCAUCUCCUAAUGAGACAGAAGAAGGGCGUCACUCCAGAGAAGCGCUUGCAGCAACUUAAACAAUCACAGGUAUUCGACGUGGUCCGUCAAAAACAUCCUUCGCAAUUAGACAAGCUAUGCAUGAUUCCGGGGGACGUUGCACACCCAGGUCUUGGCAUCGCUCCACAGGAUUUACGACAACUACAAGAGGUAUCCAUCGUAUUCCACUCCGCAGCGACGCUGAAGUUCGAUGAGGCAUUAUCGACGGCAGUGGAACAAAAUGUGUUGUCAGUCAUACGUCUUAUGGAUAUCUGUGAUACUCUUCCUAAUUUACAGGCUCUCAUCCACGUGUCCACAGCGUACAGCAAUCCAGAGCUCAGUGUAAUAGAAGAGAAGGUGUACCCUGCUCCAGCUUCCCUACCGCGUCUUCUUGCGAUGGUUGAGGCUGUGCCGUCACAACUUCUUGCCAAUAUCACGCCACAGUACAUAAAGCCGAAACCCAACACUUACACGUUCACAAAAGCGAUGGCGGAGGAAGCGGUGCGGAGUCGGGCCAAUAAGAACUACCCUGUCGCCAUCUUCAGACCAACCAUAGUGAUUUCGUCACUCCGCCACCCGUACCCCGGGUGGAUCGAGAACCUCAACGGCCCGAGUGGCGUUGUCGCCGCAGCCGGCAAGGGCCUCCUCCACGUGUUCUGCAGGAAGCCCAAUGCAAGAGCAGACCUCCUGCCGGUGGACAUCGCUAUCGAUACUCUACUGGCUGUCGCGUGGGAAACUGCGGUUGACAAGCUUCCAGAAGUCCGUGUCUACAACUGCAGCACUUACGAGAACCCGACAACAUGGCUGGAGUUCGAGUCCGCGCUCAAGCAGUACCUCCCUCUGAACCCAUUGGAUAACUGCCUUUGGUAUCCGAGUGGAUCGGGAGUCGAGAAUCGUUACGCACACAAAAUACUGCAGUUCUUUCUACAGACAUUCCCCCUUCACCUUGCGGAGUACAUUAUUCGGACAUUUGGAAUUAAAAUGAAACUUAGUCUAAUAAUAGCUGAACAGAAAAUGCGCGCUAUGGACGACGUUCUCGCCUUCUUCGCUCUACGAGAGUGGGAGUUCAAGACUGAGAAUGUGGCAAAGCUUAGGGAUAGGCUUUCUGCGAGUGAUGCUGCUAUAUACAAUUUGGAUCCCAAGACUAUUGAAUGGACUGAACAAUAUAAAAACUUCAUUAAAGGCACCAGAAAAUAUUUGCUGAAAGAAAAGGAUCAGGAUAUCGCAGAGGCAAAACGACACAUUAGCAGAAUGUACUUCUUACACAAAGGCAUGCAGUUCUUCGUGAUGGUUCUUCUCUUCAGGCUUAUGCUACAGAAUAAGUCUAUAAGAGAUGUAGUAUAUGGAACUCUGCGAUUGCUGUGGUCUCUAUUAUUCGCGACCUUCAGUCAUUUGAUAGGCAUUGAAUGAAACAGUAGGUAGGUAACAAAAAUGUAACAUAAUCGGUAUGAUUAUUAAUUUACCAGAAGACAAUAAGAUAUUUAUUAAAUUAUUUCUUUGUUCUGUAAAGGUGCGCCCAGAUCAUGUAAUCUGUUUAUAUUACAUAGAUCUAGUACUUAAGUUAAAAAAAACUUGUUGAAUAAAGGUGCAGACAUAAUAUGACAUUGUAGUGUUAUGGUGUGACUGUGACCACUGACCGCGAUAGUUCAUCAGUGUCAUAAUAUUACUUAUAUUACGAUUUAUAUGAAAACUAGGUACACUAUAGCUAGUCAGUCUUGACCAUAAUGACGCUUUGAUACGCUUGGAGAGCUCCGAUUGAUAGAUCGCUCGAUAUUGCGUUGCAGAUUGCAAUUUGCAACACACCACAACACAGUUUAAUAUGUAUACACCUUUUAAAGUCCACAUUGCUACCUGCCUGCUGAUAAAAAUGUUAUUAAAGCAAUAUUGACCAACAAUUUCUUAGGUAUUGGUUUGGAUGCAUCUUUAUGAAAUAUGUAGGUAGCUAGAUUCUGAUUUUAGAAUGCAAUGAAUAAAUAAUUUGUAGAAUUUUUCAAACAUGUACAAGUUCAUAGAACAGCUGCAACACUGACAUCACAAGUAAAAAAAUGAAUAAUUAGAUCGGAGAAAGUGCGCAUUUGAUUGUUAACUUUCAAAUUUUAUUUUACUGUGCAGGUACAAAAUAUUUUAGUAGAAUAGUAACUAGACUAUUGCUUAAAAUGUGAAUUAUGCAUAGUUAACUACUUAAGUUAUAAUAUUGUAAGCUAUUAUUGUACUUUAGCUUACUUACUUAAUUAAUAUCGGAAUUGGAAGCAAUGAUGGUAGCGGGUAGGUAGGUAAGUAUUUAAAUGUUACCUAUUUAAAAUGUAAAUAAUAAUUUUAUAAUUUAAGUAUAAUAUGAAAAUUACCAAUAGAAUUCUUAAUAAAAAGAAAUCCGUAUCAAUCAAAAUUA